AAAGAAAAGGGAAAAAGAUAAAUCCGCAGGUUGAAGUAAGUUGAAGCUCGUGACUCGCGUGCUGUGGCUGAGUCUGAGAUUUUCAUGUCGUAGAGAGAGUGAUGCGAAGUUGAAAUCGGAAUUCGUAGUAAAUUCUCUUCUGUCGUUGAAUUUUUGAUCCAUUCGCAAUGCACACUCCCGAUGACGUUCGUAACCUUCCCAUCGAUAUCACCUUCUCUCGACUUGGAGAAUGGUUGGUCGAUCGCAAGAGGGUACCCGCGGAUUGGCGUAAGCGCGUGGCGGCGAUCAGGGCUCGAAUUUCCAAGGAAUUUUCCUCCCUCCCUAAAGACUCUGACCCUUUUUUCCAAAACCUAGACCCUGAAGGGAUUGGUUAUUUGGAGGCCAAACAGAUAUAUGAUAUUCUCCUGAAGUCUACUUCGGAAAGUAGGAACAUAUUUGGUCGGCUAUCAGGUGCUGCGGGUGCAUGGGAAGCAAUUGUGCGAUCCUUUGAGAAGGAUCAUGUUUUCCUUGGUGAGGCUGCACAGAUUAUGACUCAAAAUGUGAACUAUGAAAUCCAUUAUCAGAGAAAACAGGUGCAGAAGAUUCAGCAGCAGCUGUUAGAACUAGAUCGCAAGGAGGCUGAUAUAAAAAGAAGUGCCGCUCUCUCUGCAACAAAAUAUGCUGAAGCUUGUCAGGAGCUUGGCUUACAGGGGAAAAAUGUCCGACUUGAACUUUUGGAGACAGCAAAAUCACUUCCAAGCACGUUUAGCAGGAUUCUUGAUGUCGUAAACAGUGACAACAUGUCAAGGGCGAUUGAAUAUUAUUCCAAUUUUGUCAGCGAUGCUCACACUGAAAAGGAUAGAUCUUCAGGAGCUGUAUUACAAAACUUGAGGAAUAUGCGUGAAAAUCCCCCAUCUCUAAAUGUUGCUGUUGACUCUGAGAUUAUUAAUGAUGCUACUGUUCAUUCAAGCAAAAAUGAACUGAAUCCUGCGACAAGCAAUUUGGAAAUUGCUGCACCUGAGAUUGACUGGGAUAUUGCCGUCGAGGGUUCACAAAUUGAUUGGGAUAUUGGAACCGUAGAAGAAACAGAAGAUGCUGGUAAUGGCUUGGGUCCUUAUGAAAUAAUUAAUGCCUCUGAUGUCAUACAGACUUGUUCACAAACUGAGGAUGUCGGAUCUGAUCCAACAAUAUCAAACCAAGAACUAGGCUCUCAUGCAGAUAUAUCUUGGGAUAUUAGUGUGGAGACUCCUCAAGUUGAUGUGAUUGAUGAUGAUAGUGCUGCCCCAACAGUCUUGCUGGAGAAUCAGACUUCUCUUCCAGAUACCUUAUCUCAAUUGACUGAAAACAAGAAAGAAAGGAGCCAGCUUUUAGAUACAGAGUAUAGAAAUAAGAUUCUUGAUGAUCUGUAUGAGAUGAAAUCUUUUUUAAGUCAACGGUUGGCUGAAUUGAGGAAUGAAGAAACUUUGUCCCUGCAACAUCAAGUCCAGGCAGUUGCUCCCUUUGUACUACAGCAGUAUGCUGCUGAUGCUAUAGAAAUGAUGCAAAGUGAUAUUUCUUUGGCAAUUUCAUUGCUGACAAAUCGGAAGACAAGAGAUCUGAUCAUGAUUCUCAACUCCAAAAGAUUUCUAGACAGGCUGGUCAAUUCAUUAGAGGAAAAAAAGCAUCAUGAAGUCAAGUUGAAAGAGGGGUUGAAAGACUUGGCUGCUAAACGUAUGGAACUGCACAAUUCGUUAUCUUCAUCAUGGCCAAAGCAAGAUGCGGCUCUGGCAAAAACAAAGGAGCUGAAGAAACUGUGUGAGAGUAAGCUUUCAUCAAUGUUUGAUGGAAGACCAGUUAAUAUAAUCGGAGAGAUCAACACUCUUUUGACUAGUGGCCUUGGAGCAUGAAAAGAAGAUUCCUUGAUGAUCAAACCUUUGGCGGAUAAUGGCUUAAGCCAAAAUAACUUGCGAGAAGUUCCUUUUUGUUCUUAUUUUUUACAUUACCUGUUCAUUAUUUACAAUGAACUUUGACAAUGCGCUGAUAAUUCUUACUGAUAUGAAUGAAAUAACUUUUGGCACUCGGCCAUUUUGAAGUUGUUUCCAUGAUGUUACAAGCAUAAGAUACUGGAUGCAAUUUAUUUGCUUAUUAUUAUUAAUAUUAUUUUUGAAUUUCAAAGUCAUGCUCAUGACAAGUUUAGGCACCGUUUUCACAUGGUUGUGAGAGGCAAUGGAACCCUAGUGAGAGCAAAAGCGACAAGGAGGGCCCUUAUGAGAGCCAAGGUAACAAAAGCAGUGUUUCGCAUGAGAGUCAAGACACCUGAGCAAGUUGCUAAAAGCUAAGGCGACCACAAGAGACAGACAGGAAUGCGAUGCAACCAGCGCAAGGUGACAUGCUAAGGGGUAUACUAUCAGCUACUUAUUUUGUUCCUUGAUAUACCCUACUAUUCAAUUUGUUUGCUACAUAUAAUUUUUGGACCAUUUUACUUCAACACGUCAUUUUUGGGUUCCGACCAUGUCUGAGGAGGAAGCUUUGUGUGCAUAGCCAGCAGGCCCAGUACUCUGCUUCUACAUUGCAUUGUCGGACAUACCCUCUGUAACUGAAAGUUAAUUUUAAUGAUUUUGUUUCUAAACUACACUAUUCGAAUUUGGAUCCUUUCAUAUUACAAAGUAAUAUGAUUAUGUUGGAGAGAAAAUGACAUAACUUUUAUUAAUCAAAGAUCAUAAGUUUUAUGAUCUAAUUUUAAAAAAAAAUAUUCAUAACUCACUAUUUAAUACAGUUUUCAAUACUCACUAUUUUUAAUAUUCUUGGUUGAAUGUUUCAGAAUUACUAAAAAAUUAAUACUUUAAAGUAUAUUAGAGAAUGUUGUGAACAUGAAAAAUAUUUUUUUUCUGUCUAGCAUGAUAAUAUCAUGUUUUUACUCAAUAAUAUAAAUGGAUUUAUAUAUGAUUUUUCUUAUUUUAAUUUAAAUGAUUAAACUUAUUACUACAUUGAAGGGAUUGACGCACUUUUGUACUUCGAAUCAAAGAUAAGCUCGCGUUCAUCCUCCCUCGAUAUGCUUGAUCAAAAGCUAUGGUGUGUUGUGCGAUUAUGC
Molecule: messenger RNA, 3049 nt
Organism: Abrus precatorius (Indian licorice)
Lineage: Eukaryota; Viridiplantae; Streptophyta; Magnoliopsida; Fabales; Fabaceae
Product: CDK5RAP3-like protein
Exons: 10
Coding region: 168-1865 (565 amino acids)
Biological process (GO): regulation of cyclin-dependent protein serine/threonine kinase activity; regulation of mitotic cell cycle
Cellular component (GO): endomembrane system
Source: RefSeq, a predicted model, not a curated record